UUUUCAACUUGGGUCUUAAAGCCAUUACCUCAUUUAACUUUCAUUUCUCUUUUAAUCCUAGGUCCACAACAAUGGCAUUUAUUGUGAUGAUAAUUCUGAUUAGCUGCUUUAUACAGGGAAGUCAAGGGCUUAAAAUUGCAGCAUUUAACAUCCAGAGAUUUGAUCAGUCAAAAGUCAGUGAUCACAGAACUCUUAACAUUCUCAUCCAGAUUUUACAAAGGUAUGACCUUAUCACCAUUGAAGAAGUUAUGGACGCUGACAAUUCAGCAAUAACAGAACUAGUGAUGAAACUGAAUCAAUCGACCAAACUGCAUUAUAAUUACAUCAUCUCUGAUCAUCUUGGUCGCAGUUCAUACAGAGAAAAAUAUGCAUUUGUGUAUAACGAGAAUAUUCUCAAACCUAUGGAGUGGUACCACUUUGAUGAUGGCUGUGAACAGUGUGGAACUGACACCUUCAUCCGGGAACCUUUUAUAGUGCACUUCCACUCCCUCACUACAACUGUCAAGGAUUUUGUACUCGCAGCCAUCCACACUAGUCCAAGUUAUGCAGUCAGAGAGGUUGAUGGAUUGUAUGAUGUUUGGGCUGAUGCAAAGGAUCACUUCAAUACUGAGAACAUCUUGAUACUUGGAGAUUACAACGCAGCUUGUAACUAUGUCACAGAUAGUGAUUGGCCUCAUAUACGACUGCGUCAACAUAAAAAAUUUCAUUGGCUGAUUGGUGAUGAGAUAGACACAACUGUCAGUAAAUACACACAUUGCGCAUAUGACAGGUUUGUUGUGACCACAGAAGGAUUGCUUAAGACAAUAGUUCCUGGCUCAGUCAAGGCCUUCAAUUUCCAAGAAGCUUUUCAUCUCCCAUAUUAUACAGUGAAAGAAGUCUCAGAUCAUUACCCUAUUGAGCUUGAACUGGAGGAUGAUCGUAAAUUUCUUUUGAGUUAUCUCAUUUUCUCUUUUUGCAUAGCUAGCACUGCUGAUGCUAAAUACAAGACUGGGACAAGUAUUGGUAUCAAUGGUGGAAUCAGUGGUGGUCCAUGUAGCUGCAAAGGUGUAGAUUUAACAUCCUGCGCUGGACGGUGUGGUGCAUAUUCACCUAAUUUUCCUUGCAGUUGUACUGCAAGCUGUUCUAAAUAUCAGGAUUGCUGUGCAGACUAUGGAAAUUAUUGUUAAGGUUGGUAAUGGCACAACAUGUUUGUGUAGUCUCUCUCCAAAAGUUGUUAGAUCUUUACUAAUACACACAUAUUUAUACCUUUUGACUCUGUUGGCUGUUUUGGAAGCAUAAAAGUGGCAAAGUUUCAAUCAAAACAUGAACAUGCUAGAUACAUCUGUCUUACACCUGCAAUCUGCAAGUGGAUCGCAUUGCAAGCAGACUAAUGCCAAAUCACUGUUUGCUGUCAAUACCAAGCUGGGCAGGGCUAUGGAAUUGGUGGCAAAUCUUCAACUUGUGAAAACAUUGAAAGAAUCCAAAAAGCCUUUGUAGACUCCAGUCACAAAAUAUCAAACUACUAGAGUAAUAAUCAACAAGCCUACAUAAUGUUAAACUUUGCAGCAAGACAAGAGAAUAGAAAUUAAAGUGUUAAUCAAACUUCAUGGCGGUCAGACCAGCCCAUACCUUGAAUACUACAUACAGAUGUGGUCAUAAAAUAAAAACUACAGGGCAACAUGCAGUGCAGACAAUAGCUUUGAAGAUGAUAUUUGGGCUCACAUUUUUAAACAUACUCAGAGGUGAGGACCAAGUCUAUAUUGGACUGCCAUUUCUGGUCUCCAAAUGGCAUAGCAUGUUGCCAGCCUGGCCACGCCUCCAGCACUUUUGCAGAGCCUGUUUGGAAGAGUUAGUAUCCUUUUGCAUGUGGUGACUAGCCAAAUAAGUCCCUCACUAAAUCUAGGUAAAAGUAAGGACUGCAGAUGCUGGAAACCAGAGUUUAGAUCAGAGUGGUGCUGGUAAAGUACAACAGGUCAGGCAGCAUAAAUCUGUCAAGGCCAUUGUGCAGUCAGUGACUUGAAUGUUCCAGCUGACAAUUGAGGUCCUCCGCUAAGACUAAACGUCAGUUCAUUUUUUUUUUGAGUGACUCUUAUAAGAGCUGUUUUUUUUCUUGGGGUUGCUUUAAUGGGAGGCUUUUAUUUCUUAUUUAUAAUCCAUGAGAGGAUAGCGAACAGCCCCACUUGGAACCAAUGUACUUGAUGAAUGUCUUGGUGCCCUUGGAGAUGGUAGUUUGGCCAGCUCCCUGGGCAUGACUUGUAGUGACCUCAAGACAGCAAGCUGGCAAGCCAGUGAACACCUCACCCC
Molecule: messenger RNA, 2283 nt
Organism: Chiloscyllium plagiosum (whitespotted bambooshark)
Lineage: Eukaryota; Metazoa; Chordata; Chondrichthyes; Orectolobiformes; Hemiscylliidae
Source: RefSeq, a predicted model, not a curated record